ACUGUGGAGGUUCUGGGUUCUCCUAGCUUCAUUUCAGUCCCCGAGUUCUCUGCGAGCGGUCAUAGAAAAAGCUUGAAAUAUGUCGAAGCCAGCAUUGUACUACGCCACCCUGAGCCCCCCAUCUCGUGCCGUCCUGCUCACGGCCAAGGCGAUCGGACUCGACCUUGAACUGAGGCCAAUUAACCUAUUGAAGGGUGAGCAUUUGACGCCGGAAUUCCUCAAGCUGAACCCCCAGCACACGAUCCCCACGCUCAUCGAUGGCGAGGCCACGAUCAUCGACUCCCACGCCAUCUGUGCCUAUCUGGUGGAGAAGUACGGCCAGGAGCAGCAGCAGCUCUACCCCAAGGAUCUGGUGAAGCGGGCCAAUGUCGACGCCCGACUCCACUUGGACUCUGGCCACCUGUUCGCCCGCCUGCGUUUCUUGUACGAGCCGAUCCUGUACUACGGCUCCACGGACUGUUCCAUCGACAAGAUCGCCUACAUCCAAAAGUGCUGGGAGAUUCUCGAGGGCUUCCUGAAGGACGAGCCCUAUCUGUGUGGCAGCGACCUGACCAUUGCCGAUUUCUGUGCGGUGGCCACGGUCACCUCCGUCAACGAUGCUGCACCCAUCGACGAGUUCAAGUUUCCAAAGCUGCAGGCUUGGCUCAAGAAGCUAGCCGAACUGCCCUACUACCAGGAGGUAAACGGCGAUGGGGCCGAAGAACUGAAGGCCAUCUUCAAGACCAAGCUGGCCGAGAAUCGCGGAAAGUAACGAAUCAAUAUGGACUUCUUCCAUUUACGUUUUUUUUAUUUUAAUCUAUAUGUUAUCCCGGCUUCAAUAAACUCUUAGCGUUCGAAGUUCUACUUUUCGAUGCCGAGA
This is a messenger RNA of Drosophila bipectinata, 859 nucleotides long. RefSeq names its product Glutathione S transferase E12 (gene GstE12). The record is from RefSeq and is a predicted model, not a curated record. Gene Ontology annotation, molecular function: glutathione transferase activity. Gene Ontology annotation, biological process: glutathione metabolic process. Lineage: Eukaryota; Metazoa; Arthropoda; Insecta; Diptera; Drosophilidae.